UCCCAUCGAUUUUCCAAAAGUUAUUUUAUAAAAAAUAAAAAAAUUUAUGAAAAACACUUCGACUUUAACGGUCUUUAGUCUUUAUCACCAAAAAAUUCCUUUCCGUCUUCAAAAAGCCGUAUAUAACAAGGCUGUCUUCUCUUCAAAUCCAGCGUCUAUAUAAACACACGCACUCAUAUACAGCACACAAAACGAAGCAGAGCAAAUAACAGAAAAAAAAAAUGGAGGGGAAAGCUAAUGGUCCGACUGGAGGGCGCACGGGUCGCGUCAUCGACGGCCCGACUAACCCCAUGGUCACCCCUCUUUUAAACGAUCUUUAUCAGUUCACCAUGGCUUAUGCUUACUGGAAAGCCGGCAAGCAUGAGGAACGUGCCGUGUUUGAUUUAUAUUUUCGAAAGAAUCCAUUUGGUGGUGAAUAUACAAUCUUUGCUGGUUUAGAAGAAUGCAUUAGGCUAAUUGCUAAUUUCAAGUUUACAGAGGAUGAGAUCUCGUUUGUCCGUGAUAGCUUGCCUGGUUCAUGUGAGGAUGGCUUCUUCAAUUAUCUUAGAGGAAUCGACUGCUCUGAUGUUGAAGUGUAUGCUAUUUCAGAGGGGUCAGUUGUUUUCCCAAAGGUACCCUUGCUAAGAGUUGAAGGGCCAGUUGCUGUGGUUCAAUUGCUGGAAACUCCAUUUGUGAAUCUUAUAAAUUAUGCAUCAUUAGUUUCUACAAAUGCUGCAAGGCAUCGAUUUGUUGCUGGAAAAUCCAAAAUGUUACUCGAGUUUGGGCUUAGACGGGCUCAGGGACCUGAUGGAGGGAUAGGAGCAUCAAAGUACUGUUACAUGGGAGGAUUUGAUGCAACAAGCAAUGUUGCAGCUGGAAGGUUAUUUGGGAUACCACUUCGUGGAACACAUUCACAUGCCUUUGUUAGCUCAUUUAUGAGCCCUGAUGAGAUCAUAGAGAAAUCGCUUAAAAGCUCCGAUGGCUUGCAUACUUGUGAGGAUUUUGUCGGUCUGGUUCAGACAUGGUUAAACAAAAUUCAGUGGUCAAGCUCAUUUAGUGGCAUAUUUGGUGAGACAAAUCAAAGUGAGCUCGCUGCUUUUACCUCAUAUGCCUUAGCGUUCCCCAAGAGCUUUCUAGCUCUUGUAGACACAUAUGAUGUCAUGAGGAGUGGAGUUCCCAACUUUUGUGCAGUUGCUCUAGCACUCAAUGAUUUGGGGUAUAAAGCUGGAGGCAUUAGAUUGGACUCUGGUGAUUUAGCGUAUUUGUCUUCGGAGGCACGAAAGUUCUUUCGCGCCAUUGAGAAAGAAUUUGGAGUGACUGGUUUUGAAAAGAUGAGCAUUACUGCAAGUAAUGAUCUCAAUGAAGAAACUUUGGAUGCAUUAAACAAACAGGGUCAUGAGGUGGAUGCAUUUGGAAUAGGAACCUAUCUGGUCACUUGCUAUGCUCAGGCUGCUCUAGGUUGUGUUUUCAAGCUCGUUGAGAUAAAUAAUCAGCCUCGCAUCAAACUUUCGGAAGAUGUUUCAAAGGUUUCUAUACCCUGUAAGAAACGGAGUUAUAGGUUAUAUGGCAGAGAAGGCUACCCUCUGGUGGACAUAAUGACAGGAGAAAAUGAACCUCCGCCUAAGGUGGGAGAACGAAUUUUGUGUCGUCACCCUUUUAGUGAAUCUAAGAGAGCAUAUGUGGUGCCACAGCAAGUUGAAGAACUUAUGAAGUGCUACUGGCCUGGGAACUCAGGUAAACAAAGAGAAGAUUUACCUCCAUUGAAGGACAUUAGAGAACGUUGCAUCAAACAGCUUGAGCUAAUGCGGCCUGAUCACAUGAGGAGACUAAACCCAACACCUUACAAGGUGAGUGUAAGUGCAAAAUUGUACGACUUCAUUCAUUUCCUCUGGCUCAAUGAAGCACCUGUUGGGGAGUUACAAUGAGGAUUUAUCAAGAUAAGCUUUUUGCAUUGAGUGGUGUACAAAUUGCAAGUCAUGAUUCCAAGAGAAUUAGAGGAGCUUCUUCAGAUAGUCAUUGGAUACACAUGCUCAAUUUAAUAAUUUAUAUUAUAAUGUAAUUUUAGAGUUUCAAUAAUCAAACUCAAUAAAACAAUUGAUUGCGUUGAAUUCUAUUGUUCAAAAUCUCUUCUAUUUCGUCUGCUAAAUUGUUUUGGAUUUUCAUCACUGAUGGGAAGGGAAUUGAAAGAAUAGCAGCUUUCCAAUAUAAACGU
This is a messenger RNA of Pistacia vera, 2191 nucleotides long. RefSeq names its product nicotinate phosphoribosyltransferase 1-like. The record is from RefSeq and is a predicted model, not a curated record. Bases 222 to 1904 code for a protein of 560 amino acids. NCBI's taxonomy places the organism in Eukaryota, Viridiplantae, Streptophyta, Magnoliopsida, Sapindales, Anacardiaceae. Gene Ontology annotation, biological process: NAD+ biosynthetic process. Gene Ontology annotation, molecular function: nicotinate phosphoribosyltransferase activity. The transcript has 15 exons.